ACCGUCAUAUAUGAACAAGCUCGUAGCUAUCAGACGGUUUGCCACGAGCCGGGUCUGGCGAAUAACACCACUCGAGCUCUACGACACCCGCGUCCAGGCGGGCCGGCUUAGGGAUGACUCGUACCAGCGGAAGAUCAUUUCCAACCUUUCGGUGCUCCACCAAAACUUAAGUGAAUAUCAACCUCCCCCAGUUGAAACUCCCAAUAUCGACGACCUCAAGCCCAAAUCGAGUUUAUCCAAGCUCUUGGGCGGCUUUCUCCGCUCCACCAGCAUCAAGGAACCCAACGUCGACGAGUUAUUGGAGAAAGAUAACCCCGUUAAAGGCAUAUACCUCUAUGGAGAUGUCGGGUGCGGUAAGACCAUGUUGAUGGACCUUUUUUAUGAGACUAUCCCCGGGCAUUUGCCCAAGAAAAGGCUUCAUUUCCACCAGUUCAUGCAAAAUCUCCACAAGCGGUCGCAUCAAAUCAAGCUUGAACACAACCAUCAUGACAUGGACGUGAUCCCGCUUUUGGCGAGCGAAAUCGCUCAGGAGGCCACCAUCUUGUGUUUUGACGAGUUCCAGGUGACGGACGUGGCAGAUGCGAUGCUCUUGCGGCGGUUGAUGAUGAUGCUUCUCAGUCCCGAGUACGGGGUGGUGCUUUUUGCCACUUCCAAUAGGGCUCCCGAUGACCUCUACCUCAACGGUAUCCAGAGAAAACUGUUUAUUCCGUGCAUAAAGUUGAUCAAAAAACAGACCCGGGUCAUCUACCUCAACAGCCCCACCGACUAUAGGAAAAUCCCGCGGCCCAUGUCGCUGGUGUACAAGUACCCGAAGCCGGGGGUCAAAUACACCUCGAAGCUGUUCCAGGCCCUGAAGGCAGCUCAUAUCCAAGAGUGGUAUGAGUACUUUAACAAGGAAAACGACGACCAAACAGUGGUACUAAACUACAGGUUGAACGUAUGGGGCCGCGAGUUGGUGGUUCCCCGGUGUUCUUAUCCGUAUGUAGCUCAAUUCAGUUUUGAGGAUCUCUGUGGAAAGCCUCUCGCAGCUGGAGACUAUUUAACGUUGGCCACGUCCUUCCAGUCCUUCAUUAUUACCGACAUUCCGUACUUGAGUAUCGAUGUGCGGGACAAGGUACGGCGGUUUAUUACGUUGUUGGAUGCCAUUUAUGAUAAUCAUGACCGGAUUGCCGUGACCCUGGCGGCCAGUUUCCAGGACUUAUUUGUGGAGCCGGAAGAUUUACAAAAGGACAACUUUCUGUUGUACAAGAAGCAACAGGAGCAGGGGAGCGAGGAGACGUUUGAAGAUGAUGAGUUGGUGACGAAGCAUGGGUUUGAUAAGAGGGUUGCAAAAACCGCGUCGAUGUUUGCCAACGACGAGGAGAAGUUUGCGUUUGCCAGGGCCUUAUCGAGAUUGAGUCAGAUGAGCACGACCGACUGGAUUGAGAGUGUGAGGCCGGUGGAGAGGUGACCAUUGUCGAGACAAUCCUAUUUUUCAGCUACACAGGAUUUAAGGUUCGGUUGCAGACUACCAGCCUAGGCACUAUUUAUUAACUAUAACUAUUUAUUAGACAUUAUUGCACAUUAUUAUCACCUAUUAUUAUUACACAUUAUUAUCACGUAUUAUUAUUACACAUUAUUAUCACACA
Messenger RNA from Yamadazyma tenuis ATCC 10573, 1628 nucleotides. RefSeq lists its product as uncharacterized. The record is from RefSeq and is a predicted model, not a curated record. Gene Ontology annotation, cellular component: cytoplasm; mitochondrion. Gene Ontology annotation, molecular function: ATP hydrolysis activity; ATP binding. Lineage: Eukaryota; Fungi; Ascomycota; Pichiomycetes; Serinales; Debaryomycetaceae. Gene Ontology annotation, biological process: protein quality control for misfolded or incompletely synthesized proteins.